CGAAACCCGGAACCUACUGCCACCAUAUAAAGAGCCAGUUCGCGUUCGGUGUGGAAGUUAUUCGAGGUGGUCUUUGCUUACUCGCAGUCAAGUCAGGGCGAGAUAUUUGAUAUCGAAAUGAAACUGUUUCUGGUGCUACUGCUGGCAAGCGUUGCCUGGGCUCAGCGUCCCCAAACGGUGGCCGUGAUCGACAAGCUGUACGAAGUGCACCCGCUGUACAGACAGAUCCAAGACUAUGUGAUCAACACGAUUUCGGAAGCUCGCCUAUCGAGCUCGGCAAAGAUCUACGACUUCCACCGGGACAUCAUCAUGAUCAAGAGCACCUUCCUCGGGACGUCCAUCCGCCAGGAGCAGGAGCUGCUGCAUCAGGUCAACGGACAGCCACUGUCGGUCGAUCAGCAGUGUUUGAGCUUCGUGCGCCAAAAUGCGGACGUCAACAUGAACCUGGCCGGUGUGUCCUACAGCACGUGUAUCACGAACACGGGCGAUACGCUCGUAUCCACCGUGAAAGCUUUCUACGACGAGUUGGAUGUGAACGAGGCGGCUUACGUUGGUGUUGGGCUGUUUGAGGAGUUCCGCAAUGAGAACAUCUUCUUCAACCCGCAAAACAUCAUUUCCAAGCUCGAGUCUCGGAUGUUCCGACUGGAGGACUUCCCGAGCCACAUCGGAAGCGAGUUGCUGGACGCCGUGGCCGGAUUUACUAACUCGCUGGACGUCAUUCGCAUGAACUACGUCAGCUGUAUGACGAUGGGUGAACAGCUGCUCAUGUCCGCCUUGCAGUUGGCACAGAUGCAGCUGGAUGUGGUCUGUAAUGGCGUGCAGGUUCCUCCGGCAGCACCAGCACCCGUUCCUCCCAAUCCGGAGAGUUACGAACCGAACCCAGAACCGGUGCCAGAGCCAGAACUAGCCCCAGAGCCAGCCCCUGAGCCGGCCCCUGAGCCGGCCCCAGAACACUAAAGCUGCAGGAAUUAUGAAAAUGUUUUUCGCCAGAAGAUUUAUUUACUUUGGAAAUAAAAUGUCGAGUUUUAAGCAAGGCUGUUUUAAAGAUAAA
Molecule: messenger RNA, 1051 nt
Organism: Anopheles stephensi (Asian malaria mosquito)
Lineage: Eukaryota; Metazoa; Arthropoda; Insecta; Diptera; Culicidae
Exons: 2
Coding region: 118-957 (279 amino acids)
Source: RefSeq, a predicted model, not a curated record